Messenger RNA from Ostertagia ostertagi, 468 nucleotides. NCBI's taxonomy places the organism in Eukaryota, Metazoa, Nematoda, Chromadorea, Rhabditida, Trichostrongylidae. The record is from the annotation of a GenBank genome assembly.
CCGUUUUCUGCUCUAAGAAAAAGCGUCAAAGAGCAGGUGGUGCCCAAGCCAAUGAACCGCAGAAUCCUGAAGAAGACCGUAAGAAAAAAGAAAUUGAAUCAAAUGAGAAAAAGAAGGGUGAAAAUAUUUCCGGAGAAAAUCCAAAAAUGGCGGUGAAAACCCCUACAAAGAAUGUCAGCACAACUCCAAAAAAGGAUAAACCUAAUGCGACGAGCGAAAGAAAAGCAGCAGAUGCAAUGAAGGAAUCGAAGAAAAAUGUAAAACAAGCAGCACAAGCGUCUCCAGACCAAGAAGAAAAACCGGCCGAAAAGUUGAAAACGUUACCAAGGAAGAAACGAACUCGCAGUAUAGAUGGAAAAAUAGUGGAAGAAGAAGAAGAUUCUGAUACGUUAAAAGGUGUAGCGAGCAUACAAAAUUACCCAGAAGAAGGCACUCAAGUUCAAGAUCUUCCGAAAACGGAGCCUAUCU